This is a messenger RNA of Siniperca chuatsi (mandarin fish), 1917 nucleotides long. RefSeq names its product hematopoietic SH2 domain containing (gene hsh2d). Gene Ontology annotation, cellular component: cytoplasm. NCBI's taxonomy places the organism in Eukaryota, Metazoa, Chordata, Actinopteri, Centrarchiformes, Sinipercidae. The record is from RefSeq and is a predicted model, not a curated record. The transcript is spliced from 6 exons. Bases 173 to 1276 code for a protein of 367 amino acids.
GAAUCUAGAAAUCUCUGAGGAGCUAUUAUUGAGCUUUAUUUACAGAACCAGUGUCCUUUUUAAUUAUUUGAGGGUUCAAACUACAAAUUUAAGAUUUAUUUAAUGAACCAAAUUAAAGUCUUUGUGCUCUGUGAAUUUCUCAACAGGAGGUUUAAAUGAGCCUCAUCCCAGGAUGAUGGAGUGGAGUCAGUCGUUACAAGGACAGCAUGAUGCUUUCACCUGGUUCACACAGUCCCAGCUCCAGUCUGUGAUCAAGAACGGUAUAGUCCCAGAAUGGUUUCAUGGGAUCAUUUCCAGGAAGACAGCAGAAGAACUGCUCAUGUCCAAGCCUCCUGGCUACUUCCUCAUCAGAGUCAGUGAGAGCAGGAUUGGCUACACUCUCUCGUACUGUGCUGGGAACCGCUGCAGACAUUUCAUGAUUGAUGUAUUGGAGGACGGCCAUUACACCAUAGUAGGGGAGAACAGGCGCCACCGGUUUCUGCAGGACCUGGUGGAUUUUCAUCGUAGGAAUCCCAUCAUGCCUUUCACUGAGGUUCUGACUGUCGCUUGUGGACAAGCCUUGAAUGACAAGACUGACUACGCAGAACUACUGUUUCCCCAAAGACAUCCAAACCCUAACACAAGUUUGCUACCAAACAACUCCCUGCAUGCCAGCGUAAGUCACCCAAUAUCACAAGAAGAUAUCCCACCUGCCCUUCCUCAUCGACCAAAUGACCUGAGGAACUCUGCAAUCCUGUCUCCAAAUAGACUUUACCCUAGUUUGGAAGAAGAAUUUCCACACCUCAUCUCCCCUCUUAAAGCCAUGCCUGUGCCAAUGACCAGAAACAGACAUACAGCCGACAACCCUCCAUCCAACCAGCCUCCUGAAGUCCCUGCUCGGCGUUCUGUUCCUCCUCUGAAGCAGAACCAGGCUUGUAUCAGAACAGUCUCUGCGCCUGACAGUCCCUCCACACCCACAGCCACUGAACACCCAUUCGGCACCAACAUCCAGUCUGUAAAGAACCAGGAAGCAAAGCUGUCACUCGUCACCAACAUAAAGAACCUCAAGAAGAAAUUCCAAAAGAAGAGAAGCACGUCGCAGGAGAAUAUGUACGCAGAGAUUAAUGUGGAGGCGACUGACAGGAGUGGAAACACUGAGAAUGAGUGCCAGGAGAUGACAGGGGAGCAGACCUUCAAUGGUCCACCAUUUUCCUACACUUGCACUCAUGUGAGACUGACUGAUGGAGAGUUACCUCAGGAGUACCUCCCACCUCCACCUUUUGCCCCAGGCUACUGAUACACAACUGCUCCCUUAGAAAGUAAUGUACAGAUGGAUUGAUUUGCUGGAGGGAUUUUGUUACCUAUGGACAGAGCCAGGCUAGCUGCCCCCCCCCCCCUGUUUCCAGUCUUUGUGCUAAGCUAAGCUAACAGGCUGCUGGCGGUAGCUUCAUAUUUACCAUUCAGCUCUCAGCAAGAAAGCAAUUAAGUGUAUUUCCUGAAAUGUCAAACCAUUCCAUUCAGGUAAAUGUUUAUAUAAGCCUCUUUGGUAAUGUAAUAUCGUAUGAAAGGGCAGCAGGAGGAAGUUUUAUGCAGCCUGUAAAUCAGAAAUGACAUGGCUAAUGUCAGCUGCUUUGAAUACAGGACACAUACUGUACUGUAGCACGAGAUACUGUUAUCAGUAAUGUGAUGAGGGAAGCUGGAAGAAAAUACAGAUACUGGUCAAACUUGUUACACAGCUCCUGGACACGGAAGGCAAACGAUUUGGUCAGACAUUUGUUUUGUACUCGUAACAGCUAGAGAUGAGGAUUACAAAGCAUCUAGACCAUGUGAUCUCAAUAAUAUUUCACAUUUGUUUAUAUGACUAGAUAAUAUGUCUGUACUAGGCAUUGAAUUAUGCUACAUGACUGCACUAAUAAAUCCCCUUUGAAAAAUGUUCAA